Messenger RNA from Strigops habroptila (Kakapo), 3769 nucleotides. RefSeq names its product cell division cycle 23 (gene CDC23). The record is from RefSeq and is a predicted model, not a curated record. Gene Ontology annotation, biological process: cell division. Bases 49 to 1797 code for a protein of 582 amino acids. The transcript has 16 exons. Gene Ontology annotation, cellular component: anaphase-promoting complex. Gene Ontology annotation, molecular function: protein binding. Lineage: Eukaryota; Metazoa; Chordata; Aves; Psittaciformes; Psittacidae.
GGGUUCUCAGUGUGUGGGGCGGUGAUUGGCUGGGAGCGCUCUGGAGCAAUGGCGGCCGCGGGGCUGUGCGGCGGCGACUUCUCGGACCUGCGGGAGGUCAAGAAGCAGCUGCUGCGCGUGGCGGAGCGGAGCCGCGAGCGCGGGCUGCAGCACAGCGGCAAGUGGGCCUCCGAGCUCGCCUUCGCCUUGGAUCCGCUGCCGCUGAGCGAGCUGCCGCCGCCUCCUGCGCUCACAGAGGAGGACGCUCGUGAUUUGGAUGCCUACACAUUAGCCAAGUCUUACUUUGAUCUAAAGGAAUAUGACAGGGCUGCCUAUUUUCUGCGGGGAUGCAAGAGUCAGAAAGCUUACUUCUUAUAUAUGUACUCGAGAUACCUGUCAGGGGAAAAGAAGAAGGAUGAUGAGACAGUGGAUAGUUUGGGACCUCUGGAAAAAGGACAGGUGAAAAAUGAAGCUCUACGAGAAUUGAGAGUUGAGCUCAGCAAGAAACACAAGGCACGGGAAUUGGAUGGAUUUGGCCUUUAUCUGUAUGGUGUCGUGCUGCGGAAGCUGGACCUGGUGAAAGAAGCCAUAGAUGUAUUUGUUGAAGCUACCCAUGUCUUACCUUUGCACUGGGGAGCCUGGCUGGAACUUUGCAACUUGAUUACAGAUAAAGAGAUGUUGAAGUUCCUGUCCUUGCCAGAUACAUGGAUGAAAGAGUUCUUUCUUGCACACAUUUAUACAGAGCUGCAGCUGAUAGAGGAGGCUCUGCAGAAGUACCAGAGUCUCAUUGAUGCAGGAUUUUCCAAAAGCACUUACAUCAUCUCUCAGAUUGCAGUUGCCUACCACAAUAUCCGAGAUAUUGACAAAGCUUUAUCCAUCUUUAAUGAGCUAAGAAAACAAGAUCCUUACAGGAUAGAAAACAUGGACACUUUCUCCAACUUGCUAUAUGUAAGGAGCAUGAAGCCUGAGUUGAGCUAUCUGGCUCACAAUCUCUGUGAGAUAGACAAGUAUCGUGUUGAGACCUGCUGCGUAAUUGGGAAUUACUAUAGUUUGCGUUCCCAGCAUGAAAAAGCAGCCCUCUAUUUCCAGAGGGCCCUGAAACUGAAUCCUCGUUAUCUGGGAGCAUGGACGCUUAUGGGACAUGAGUAUAUGGAAAUGAAGAACACAUCCGCAGCUAUCCAGGCUUAUAGACAUGCAAUAGAGGUGAACAAAAGGGACUACAGAGCAUGGUAUGGCUUGGGACAAACCUAUGAAAUCCUGAAAAUGCCAUUUUACUGUCUUUAUUACUACCGACGGGCCCACCAGCUCAGACCAAAUGAUUCUCGUAUGCUGGUUGCUCUAGGAGAAUGCUAUGAGAAACUCAAUCAGUUGGUGGAAGCUAAAAAGUGCUACUGGAGGGCUUAUGCUGUGGGAGAUGUGGAGAAAAUGGCACUGGUGAAACUAGCAAAGCUGCAUGAACAGCUGAAUGAAUCUGAACAGGCAGCUCAGUGCUAUAUCAAAUACAUCCAGGAUAUCUAUUCCUGUGGGGAGAUAGUGGAACACCUGGAGGUCAGCACUGCCUUCCGUUACCUGGCCCAGUACUACUUCAAGUGUAAGCUCUGGGAUGAAGCCUCCGCUUGUGCUCAGAAGUGCUGCGCAUUCAAUGAUACUAGAGAAGAAGGGAAGGCCCUGCUGCGGCAGAUCUUACAGCUCCGCAACCAAGGAGAAACAUCAUCCACAGAUAUUGCUGCUCCCUUUUUCCUCCCUGCGUCCUUGUCGGCAAACAACACUCCCACACGUCGUGUCUCUCCACUCAAUCUGUCUUCUGUAACACCAUGAACACUGCUGAUACUUUUAGCCUGUGUGUUCAGUGGGACGUUACAGAUUUCUUUCCAGUGAAACUUGGACAGUCAUUAUUGCCUUCACGUGAAGGUGAGGAGUUACUAGAGCUCACAGCUGAAGACGGAUGUGCCCCACCAGGCAAAGGUGCAGCCUAUGUGAAAGUGCCUAUGCUGAGAUGUGAGAACUGCUGUGCUUCUCGCCAAGUCAUUCCAGUCAGAGGGCAGAAUGUUCUGAUAUGCAGGACCACUCCUAACUGAGGGACCGGGAAAAGCUUGUCUGCUUGACUUAAAAUGUAUUUGAAGUUUGAUUCUGCCCUGUUACCGCUAGUCUUUACUGAACUACUUUGGAUGACUUCUUGGCCAUCUAUGUUGGAAACCGUUACCUGCCUACUUAAUGACUUUCAGUUGUCUUGAGCUACACAGGUGUUCCACUGAAGCAGUAGAUACGGGCACUUAAAUAUAGUGCUAUGUCUAUGUGUUAGUACUGACAGAUGUCAGAGGAAUUCCAAGUAGCUGUAGGUGACAGCUGUUUGUCUUUCUAUCUGUGGAUCUGACAGAUACUUUGGCUUUCAGUAGAAAAGCAGCCACUGGGAUAGCACAAUUAAAAGCUAAUGGUUAAGUUACUGUCCUUGGGCUUUCAUGUGUACUGUAGCAAAUGAAAUUGAAUGAACUGUAAGGGACCCUUUUGUUCAGGAUUGCCAUGUCUUGUGGACAGGGUGGUGCAGGGGAUUCUUUCCCUCCAGGGCUGCUGCUUGUCCCUGCUCAUACAGCCAGCCAAGAGUCUGGCUACAUGUGAGUUUAAGGUGCCCGCUACAGAAAUGACCAUAAAUUAACAGAUUAACAUAAACAAGAGAACAAUGCACUUAGAUGUAUUUGCUUAAAACAGAAACCACAGAAGUGGUCUGAUUAUGUUCCCUCUUGCUUAAAGUCUGCUAGUGGAACAUACAUACAUGCUUACAGUGAUUUAAGUACAUGCUCACAUUCUUCGGUCUCCGGCCCAUCACCUUAUCCAUGUCUACAUCUUGGGUGUCUUGUGCAGUCAAUCCUGAACCUAGGAUAUGUAUAGAUUUGGGGUUUGUCUUGUGUGCUAUUGGAACAUGCAUGUGUACACAAAUAGAGUAAGGAGCACAAUGACAUAGAAAACAAGCAGCCCUAAUGCUUAAUCAAUAAAAGCAUGGUGAGUGGUCUCAGCCAGAGAAGGGUUGCUGAGCAGCAGCCUGCGGACAUGCAGCUGGUAGCUCCUCUGCUCCUUCCCAUCAACAUCCUCGCUCCCUGCCUUGCCACACUUUUCCAGUGCUCAUGCCUCCCUGACCCAUCUUCACCCCUUUCCUGGAGUCUGUGUUCAUUCCCCUGGCAUCUGAUGAUGUAUCUUGGCAGGUCCUGCAAGGUGGUCCUGCGAUCCCCUUCCAACAUUGUGAAGUAAAUUUGCUCUUGCUUGCAAGACCCUUCCUGAUAACCAACCAUGAUCGUGUACCUCAUAGAGGCAGUGGAGGCCAGAGGUUAAUGACACUGCUGGCUUUGACUUGAAUUGUCUUGUUCACUGACACUUGGUGCCCCUCAGACAAGGACAGUGUUGUGUUUGGGCUUCAUCUGUCUGGGAGCGAUGGGACUUCUUAACAGUUUGGGAUAUCAGUUUAACCUGUGACUUCAGAGGAGUUCAGCCAAAUGUCUCUGUGCUGUUCAGUUAAAACUUGUAAGCUUGAUACGACCUGGAGGUCUUUUUUUAAAGUACCUGAGGCUUGUAUACAUUUUGAGUUAUGAAUAGCCAACUAUGAAUAUAUUGAUAUGCUAUUAAUAAUCUGAAGUUAUGGAUAAUCUGCAGGUGUUCAUGCUAAACAAGCUCCAGUUCCCACAGAGCUAUCCAGUAGUGGAAUCUUCCACCGCGUUUUGUGAUUGUCUGAAGAUUUCUGUAGGAGGAAAUAGUCCCCAUCUCAAUUGAAUGUUUUGUAAUGAAGAUUGUCCAAACCGUA